Rhodamnia argentea is the source of this 608-nucleotide messenger RNA. RefSeq names its product non-specific lipid-transfer protein AP10-like. Gene Ontology annotation, molecular function: lipid binding. The record is from RefSeq and is a predicted model, not a curated record. The coding region runs from base 89 to 499 and encodes 136 amino acids. Gene Ontology annotation, cellular component: membrane. The transcript is spliced from 2 exons. Gene Ontology annotation, biological process: lipid transport. Lineage: Eukaryota; Viridiplantae; Streptophyta; Magnoliopsida; Myrtales; Myrtaceae.
GACUCCAUUGUCAAGCCCUUCAAAGCCACACUAGUCACUUCAGCAAACCAGACCGAAACCACCUCUAUCUGUAUCUCACAGGAGGAAAAUGGCCAAGCAGCAGGUGGAACUAGUGUUCUCUUUUCUUUACAUCGCGAGCUUGAUGUUCCUCCUGGUCACGUGCAUGGUCGGGAACGAGCCGGAACCGGUUGACGACAUCACGUGCGAGGACGCCCUGAAGGCGCUGAUGCCGUGCAAGCCCUACUUGGACAAGUCCGAACCGAAGCCGACCGGGCCGUGCUGUUUGGCCGUGGAGAAGGUGAAGGAGCUGGCAAACAGUACGCAGGUACGGCGAGAUCUGUGCCAGUGCUUCAAGAAGGCCGCGCCGGGUAUGGGAGUCGACCCCCAAAGAGCCAAGGCCCUUCCUGAGAGCUGCCAUAUUCGGGUGCCUGUGCCCAUUGAUCCUCAAACCGAUUGCAGCAAGGUUGAAUUUGGAAGAUAUUACAAUCUUGGGGCAUGAAGAGAUCUUCAAAAAAGAAAGAAACAUUAGAAUAAUCUUGAUAAUGAAGUGUUGGGGUCCAUGCUGUGUAUGAAACAAGAUCAAUGAAAUGAAGUUACGAGAGAAGGGA